This is a messenger RNA of Cylindrotheca closterium, 732 nucleotides long. Lineage: Eukaryota; Bacillariophyta; Bacillariophyceae; Bacillariales; Bacillariaceae. The record is from the annotation of a GenBank genome assembly.
AUGACUUUGGAUUUCUCAGUGAAAGGAAAACUCAAGAUCUGCAUGGACGACUAUGUCAAGAACAUGUUGGAAGAUUUUCCUAUCAAGUUCAACAAGGAUUCAAAGCAGGAAACACCAGCUGGUAACGAUUUACUGGAAGCUGGUAAAGGGAAGUUACUCAGUGCUGAGUACCGUCAGAUCUUUCAUACUACUGUUGCAAGGGAACUUUAUGUCUCUAAGAGAGCUCGUUUGGAUAUCCAUCCAACGACUACUAUUCUUGCCUCAAGAGUUCGAGAGCCUACAGAGUCUGAUUGGAAGAAGUGUGUUCGCAUGAUGCAAUAUUCGUUUUGUACAUUGUUGUAUCACCUGACACUUUCUGCAGAAUCACUACAAGUAAUGAAAUGGAUGAUCGACGCAUCAUUUGCGGUGCAUCCAGAUUUCAAGAGCCAUACUGGUGGCACUCUGUCCUUUGGAGGAGGUGCAGCUCAAGCGAUGUCAAAGAAGCAAAAGCUAAACAGCAGAAGCAGUACGGAAGCGGAACUGAUUGCUGUUGACAAUGUUGUCACGAUGAUACUAUGGACAAAGUUGUUCAUGGAGUGGCAUGGGUAUCCUAUCAAGAAGAAUAUCUUGUAUCAGGAUAACAAAAGCGCGAUUCUACUGGAAGAGAAUGGUCACAAUUUCUUUAUCACAGAUCAAGUUGAGAAAGGAAAUGUUAAGAUCGAAUACUGUCCAACUGACUGUUGGAGGUAUUGA